Molecule: messenger RNA, 2070 nt
Organism: Penicillium roqueforti
Lineage: Eukaryota; Fungi; Ascomycota; Eurotiomycetes; Eurotiales; Aspergillaceae
Product: transcriptional regulator family TF
Exons: 7
Coding region: 1-2070 (689 amino acids)
Biological process (GO): DNA-templated transcription; regulation of DNA-templated transcription
Cellular component (GO): nucleus
Molecular function (GO): DNA binding; zinc ion binding; DNA-binding transcription factor activity, RNA polymerase II-specific
Source: RefSeq, a predicted model, not a curated record
AUGGAUCCUCCGCCCGCAGACGAACCCAACCCCCAACCGGCUUCCAUUAAUCGUCGGAGCAAACCCCAGCUCUCUUGUAAUUUAUGUCGUCGGAGGAAGCUCCGAUGCGACCGCAACCAGCCUUGUUUGACAUGCACCGCUCGUGGAUUGGCACUAUCGUGUGCCUAUCCCAAUAAUCAAGCUCCACAAUCGCCUAGACCACAUGGGGCCCACAGGGCUCGCCCCCAAGCAACCGUCCAGGACCGUUUGGGUCAGCUAGAGCAGAUUGUCGUUUCGCUGAUGCAGAAGACCACCGAUGGCCAAGAUCGACCGGACCAGCAUCCAGUCGCAUCAGCUCCACAAGAUGGCCCCCAAGAAGACUCGCCGGGACUGGCCAUUAAUACUGCAGACUCUCCAGCUCAGUCCGAUGGCGGAAGUGUAUGGUUUAGCUCUUCGGACGCCCAGUAUGUCGGAGGAACCCACUGGGCCGCCAUCCUGGAUGGGAUCGCCGACAUCAAGGAGCAGCUUGAACAAGAAGAUUAUGGGAACACCGAGAAGCCUGCCAUGCUGCAUACCUUUCUGCUGUAUGGAUGUAAAUCAGCGAGUAAAGAAGAUAUCUUGGCAGCCCUGCCCGAUAGACCCGCUGUUGAUCGCUACAUUUCCCAGUACUUUAAUCGAUUGGACUUGGCGCCAUCCUGUCUACACAGUGGUCAGUUUUCACGCGAGUAUGAACGGUUCUGGGAGAAUCAAGCUCAGACCUCGAUCAUGUGGCUGGGUCUCCUUUUCUCUAUGAUAUGUCUCGCAGUGCUGGCUUCAAGUGCGGCAGACUCCAGCUCAUCCCCAGGAGUCCGCAAUCCGUUGGUGGAUACGUACCGCGAAAAGAUAGUACAAUGUCUCAUUUUGGGCGAGUACACAAAAUCUGGGCGUUACAUAUUUGAAACCCUAUAUCACUACCUGACUAUCGAGUAUUCCAUCCGAAAGGAUGCCGACCGGGACAUCUGGAUCCUCUCGGGAAUCUCGGUCAAUAUAGCUCUGCGCAUGGGUUACCACCGGGAUCCAUCGCACUUGCCAGGAAUCUCUCCAUUCACAGGAGAGAUGCGACGGCGGGCCUGGGCCACUAUCGUGCAGGGAGAUAUCCUGAUAUCCACCCAGAUGGGCAUGCCACGCAUGAUCAAGGACUGGCAAUGUGAUACCGUAGAGCCCCGUAAUCUGAAUGACUCGGACUUCCAUGAGGAUUGCACCGAGCUUCCCCCGUCCAGGCCAGAGACGGAAAUCACUACGGUUUCGCACCUGGUCGCUCGGUGGCGUAUCUUUGCCGCCUUGGGUUCGAUUGUGGAUUUCACCGCGUCGGUGCGGCCGGUGGCCUACGAUGAGGUGAUGCGACUAGAUCGCAUUCUGCGUGACGCGGAGGCGACAGUCCCUGCCUACCUCCGCAUGAAGGGCAUGGCCGCGGCGGUGACCGAUCCCCCGCAAGUGAUUAUGCAUCGGCUCUUCCUCAGACUGAUGUUCCACAAGGGUCAGAUCAUGCUACACUGCAAGUAUUUAACCCCAGACCCAUCCGCAUCUUCCAAUGACCCAGUAUCAUACUCCUACUCGCGUACCUCUUGCAUAGAGGCAGCCUUGGGUAUUUUGGAGAUUCAGCGAAUACUCGACGAGGAAACCAACCCUGAUGGUCAGCUUUAUAUGAUGCGAUGGCGGGCUUCCUCCUUCAUAAAGCAUGAGUUUCUGACAGCCACGAUGCUACUGUGCUUUCUCGCGCGACAGAGCAAUGGUAGCCCGAAUGCUUUGACCGAUGGCCACGACUUAAACCAAAUCAUGGCAGCGCUAACAAGCGCACAUGGUAUCUGGAUACGGUCAAGGAAUUCAUCGGUGGAAGCAAAGACAGCAGCAGACACUCUCAGCAUUGUCCUGGGCAUACACUCGGGUGAUUCCAAUAUGGGCGCUGAGGGCCAGGCUAUGAACAAUAAUUUCUCCCUGAAUUCAGCCCUACCGAUACCCUUCCCCGCUGGAGGUUUCAAUGGAAACGAUGUUCCCAGGCUCAACCCUCAUGAUGGAUCCGAAUCUCGCAUGGCAAUGGUAAAAGUAUUUUGA